This is a messenger RNA of Monomorium pharaonis (pharaoh ant), 1339 nucleotides long. Its product is annotated as cell division cycle protein 123 homolog. The transcript is spliced from 7 exons. Bases 317 to 1297 code for a protein of 326 amino acids. Lineage: Eukaryota; Metazoa; Arthropoda; Insecta; Hymenoptera; Formicidae. The record is from RefSeq and is a predicted model, not a curated record. Gene Ontology annotation, cellular component: cytoplasm.
GCGGGCGCAGGCAGAGGCAGCGGGGCAGCGGUGUGUCAGUUGGUGUCAGUUGUCAGUCGUUGGGGUCCUCGGUCUAGCGUGUCGAUUGAGUUAAAUGCAUUUUGUCCUAACAUUUUUUCGAAGUUUCUGAUUACUAUUUUUUAUAUCAUAUUUACUUGAUAAAUACAACUGGCUUCACAAGAAUUUGGAUAAUUGCUGAUCAUUUCAACUUUACUCAGAAAGGGGACUAAUUAAAACGAGAGAAAAACUUUAUUUAUUUUCUUAAACAAGUGAGUUAAUAACUAGGAUAUAAAUACAUAUAAAUACAAAGGGAAAGAUGGUGAAUGAUUCGAAACUGGAAUGCUCCUUUUCCACUUGGUACCCAAUGUUUGAGAAAGAUUCGUUGAAGGCUAGGAUUCUUCAUAUUCCCGACGAUGUUCUGAGGUAUUUGGAGCACGAUACAUUUGUGCUGCCUCUCGAGGCAGCGAGAUCUUUACCAGAGAAUUCUGAGUGGGCUGACGGCUCGCCAGUGACAUAUGAAGAAGAGGAAACAGAUUAUCAGCCAACAUUCCCUGAAUUCAGUCAACAAAUACAGGAGAUAUUAGAUGAAUUUGAUGCAAUAUUUGUCAAAACAAAUUGGAGUACACCUGCGGAUGCCAUGUGGGUUGCACCUACAAAAACCCUCAAAUGUAAUACUCUAGAAGAAGUGUAUUUGUUAUUGAAAAGUUCCGAUAGGGUUGUCAAAGAUCUAAACGUCGUAAAGUUUUUGAGGGACUCUGAGAAUCCUCUACCGUUUUGCUUGGUGUUGAAACAAUGGUGUGAUAUUAAUCCUUGUACAGAAUUUCGCUGUUUUGUUAUGGACAACGAGCUUGUUGGUAUAAGCCAAAGAGAUAUAUCACAAUAUCACCAUUCCAACGAGACAGAAAAAUAUGAUAUACAGACGGACAUCAAGAGCUUGUUUUUGGAGCGCAUCAGAGGCAGAUUUCCGUUGCGCAACUAUUCCUUUGACGUUGUACGACUUAAGAAAGAUAAGGUAAAAAUCAUAGAUUUUGGUGCAGUAAACGCGGCGACUACGAAAGGAACACUUUUUACAUACGAGGAAUUACAAAAUGAUAUUGAAAAUACACCAGAGUUCCGUUUUAUCGGAGAGGAAAUAGGUAUUCAGCCAAAACCACCUGUACAAUUUUGUUUUCCGCAAGAAAUCAGCGAGUUUUUGCAAUCGAGAGAUAAUGUUACGUUGCUGGAAGCUAUUCAGAGUGAAGUGGAAAAUCAACGGAAAGAACAUGAAAGAGAAAACGCUGACGUUUCAGAAAGUUGAUGUAUGUUCAAUGUAUAAAUAAACAUUUUCCUUAUGUAUGAA